Messenger RNA from Paramecium primaurelia, 1142 nucleotides. Lineage: Eukaryota; Ciliophora; Oligohymenophorea; Peniculida; Parameciidae. The record is from the annotation of a GenBank genome assembly.
AUGGCUAAUUUUUUUGAAUGUUUUUUAUCUGAAAUAGAAGGCAUUGAAUUGAUAUAUAGCAGAAUUAUACUUACUGUUGGAUUAAUUAUAAGUUAAGUGUUAAUAAUCUAAUUUGGGUGUGCUUUAUUUUCCUUUUUCACAGCCUAAAAAUAUAAAAGUAGAAUUAUGUCCAACACAAUUCUUUAUUUGUAUAUUUAAAAUUAUGCAACAUUAAUUAAAUAGUAAAAUUAAUUUAUUAUUAUUAGAUUCUUUUCUACUUUAGCAAUUAGAAAGAUUUCCUAAAUUGACUACAUAUAAGGUGAUGUAUCUUUACUCUAUGGAUCGAAUAAUCAUUUUAAUUGGAUAUAUGCUUUUAUAAUCCCUGGUUCAGCAUUAUUCGGAUUAAUAAUACCUUUAUCAUUAUAUAUCUUUCUAUAUUUAAAGAAGAAUGAUCUAAACAAAAUUAAGUAUAGAAGUCAUAUUGGAUAUUUAUUCAACGAAUAUACUAGAAAAAAUUAUUUUUGGGAAUGGAUAAAACUUUGGAAUAAAACUAUUAUAAUCAUUAUUUUAAUAUAUUUUGAAACUGAUAUAUCAUUAAAAGCUUCAUCGUUAGGAUUGUGUUUAUUAAUAUACUAAUACUUAUCCCAGCAUUUCAAGCCUUAUAACCUCCAAAAAUUUAAUUUAUUAGACGUUCAAACUGGAUAGCUUUGUUCUAGCGCAAUAUUUUUUGCAGCCGUCAAAUACAUAUGCGAUUAAUAAGAAAAUUAUACCCUUUCAUCCCUCAUUUAAACCAUCAUAAUACUUAUUAGUUUAAUCUUAAGUUACCCUUUUAUUAGAGGUAUACUAAAGGUUUAUUUCAAAAAAUAUAAGCCAGGCGUUUUCGAAAUUAUGCUUACAAUUUGUAAAAACUAUUAUCCAAAUUCUAAAUUUACAAAAUAUUUAAGCUUAAGACUUAUAAUAUUGAGAUAGAGAGAAAAGAAAAUUAAGAGCCACUUUUAAAAAAUGAAAUAAGCCUUUAAGAAAAGGAAAUAAAAUGAAAAGAAGCAGUAAAUUGUAUUAUUUAUUCUAGGUAAAAAAUUGUUUUGAAUAGUAAUUUAUCAAAAAAUAAUACAAUGAAUUUACUAUUAAAUCAAAGUCAGAAAAAGGAAUUUGAUAACUCCUGA